CCAUCUUAGGAACUAGCUCUCAACAGCCAACUGGCGCCAACGAUCGGAGCGACUCUCUGUUCCUCUCUGCAACCUUCUCUGUGUGUGGGAAAUGCGAACCAGAAAUCAGUGCAAGCAGGAAAACCACUCGUCCGAUAACAGCGAUGCAGCGAAGGCUCUAAAUGAUGAAAGUGUCACUCUUGCUGAAAUAUCUCGGGAGGCUGUAGGGAAACUUCUAAGACGAGCCAACCCUCGCCGCUCAUCAGGGAUUAGGAAACUAGAUAGCUGCUCCCAACAAUGUGAAUCUACUGGCUUGAUUGGGUCAAAAAGAAGUGAGAUACUAGAUACAGGUGGAAGGGUCACAUGGAAUGCUUUAGAUAGUGAAGGUUGUGGCAGAAGUGCAAUAGGACGAAGCACGUUGGAAAAGGAAGUUGAUGAGAAAAGUUCUCAGGACACAUAUUUAAACAGUGGAGAAGACAUAAAUGAAUCAGAUUGGGAAGAGGGGUCAAUUCCCACUCUGGAUUCUGUUGAUAAUCAUCAAAAUGCUGGGAUUAAGGAGGUGACUGUUGAGCUUAGCGGGUUACUGGAUUCAUCUCAACAGAAGCCUAUUCGUCGAGCUUCUGCUGAAGAUAAGGAAUUGGCUGAGCUUGUUCAUAAGGUUCAUUUGCUUUGUUUACUUGCACGGGGAAGGUUAAUCGAUAGUGCUUGCAAUGAUCCUCUUGUUCAGGCUUCCUUACUUUCGCUUCUACCAGCAGACCUGCUGAAAAUAUCAGAAAUUCCAAGGCUGACUGCAAAUGCUUUCACCCUGCUUGUUCGUUGGUUUCAUGAUAACUUCCGUGUCAGAAGCCCAAGCAGUGUAGAGAGACCGCUUCAUUCAUCAUUGGCCUUUGCUCUUGAGGCUCAUGAAGGCACUCCAGAGGAGGUUGCUGCAUUGUCUGUUGCACUGUUCAGAGCUUUGAAUCUUACCACUCGGUUUGUAUCCAUUCUGGGUGCUCCCUUGAAACCAGGUGCUGACAAAUCUGAAUCAGCUAUUCAAAAUGCAAACAGAGCAAGUGGAGGGAUAUUUGAUAAUUCAACACUGAUGGUGGCAAGAAAAAAUCAGGUUUCCUCCUCUCCUGUUAAAUCAUCCUCAUGCCAUGUCAAGGGCAACGUCUGUGAACCUUCUCAAAACAAUGCAUGCACAAAUAAGGAUCUCAAAUCAACAAGAAAAACUGCCCAGUCCACCGAUUCUCCAAUUUCUGAUCAAUUAAAUGAUGGAAUGUUGGAUUCGUUAGCUUGCAAGGAACAAUUUGCUAUCUCUGAAGACUGCAUUACCGAUAAACCUGAGGGGUCAAAGAGGAAAGGAGAUCUUGUCAAGAUGCAGUUGGAAAUGGCUCUUUCUGCAACAGCAGUUGGGAUCAAUGAGAUUAAUGGAGGUUCAAAUGUGAAAGAAUUAUUUAGUGAAUCAUCAAGUUUCUCUUCCCCUCUAAAAAGGGUGAAAAGAAUCAAAAUUGAAGAAUCUCCAACCCCCUCCCAGGGGAUCUCUACUGCAGUUGGAUCUAGAAAAAUAGGAGCUCCUUUGUAUUGGGCAGAAGUCUUCUGCACUGGAGAGAACUUGACAGGAAAAUGGGUGCAUAUUGAUGCUAUUAAUGCAAUUAUUGAUGGAGAGGAGAAAGUAGAAGCUGCAGCUGCUGCAUGCAAAACAUCUUUGAGAUAUGUAGUUGCCUUUUCUGGAAAUGGGGCUAAAGACGUGACACGCAGGUAUUGUAUGAAGUGGUACAGGAUAGCAUCACAACGAAUUAAUUCAGCUUGGUGGGAUGCGGUGCUGGCACCAUUGAAGGAGUUGGAAGCAGGAGCUGUUGGAGACCAUGUCACCUGUCCUGGAAAGUUAGGUGUUGAAGUGUUGAAAGAGAAUGUUAAAAAAGUUCGUGCAGAAUCUUCAGAUAGGAAUACUUUUGUUGCUACCAGAGACUCUCUUGAGGAUAUGGAAUUGGAAACUAGGGCAUUAACUGAGCCUCUUCCAACUAAUCAGCAGGCCUAUAAAAACCAUCAACUGUAUGCUAUGGAAAGAUGGCUCACCAAGUAUCAGAUACUUCAUCCGAAGGGUCCUGUACUGGGUUUUUGUUCUGGUCAUCCAGUGUACCCUCGGACUUGUGUCCAAACUCUCAAGACAAAACAAAGAUGGCUGCGAGAAGGGCUGCAAGUUAAAGCAGAUGAGCAUCCUACAAAGGUGUUGAAAUGUUCAUCAAAGCUUAGCAAAGUACAAGCUUUGGAAGCUGUUGAUUAUGGUGAUGCUGAUCCUGGAGGAACUAUUGCACUUUAUGGGAGGUGGCAAAUGGAGCCACUAUGUCUGCCUUGUGCUGUAAAUGGGAUCGUGCCAAAGAAUGAGUGGGGUCAAGUGGAUGUAUGGUCAGAAAAGUGUCUUCCCCCAGGGACCGUGCACUUGAGGGUUCCAAGGGUUGUUCCCAUUGCCAAGAAGCUGGAAAUUGAUUUUGCCCCUGCUAUGGUUGGAUUUGAAUUCAGAAAUGGUCGAUCUAUUCCUGUAUUUGAUGGUAUCGUGGUAUGUGCUGAGUUCAAGGAUACAAUUUUAGAGGUAUAUGCAGAUGAAGAAGAGAGAAGACAGGCUGAAGAGAAGAGAGGGAUUGAAGCACAUGCUGUUUCUAGGUGGUAUCAGCUUCUUUCAUCUAUUGUAAUCCGCCAAAGGCUAAACAACUCUUAUGGGAAUGGUUUGCUAUCAGAUACCUCCAAUGGCAUAAAAAAAGUCAAUAAUAGAUCGUCUUGGCAGGUUGAGGGUCGUGGCAAUGACAGACAGUUUCUUGAAUGCCAGCAAGGGUACGUAGAGGAUACUAAAUUAGAUCCUCCAUCCAUGGUAUUCAGAGAAGACCAUGAGCAUGUAUUUAUAGCAGAGGAGGGUUUUGAUGAAGAGAACUUGGUGCGGACAAAGCGAUGUGGUUGUGGAUUUUCAAUCCAAGUGGAGGAGUUGUAGUACCUUUACUAAAUACGGGUUUGCUUAUAAAUCAAAAUGGUGCCCAAGGUUGAGCUGUAGUUGGUAGCAUGAACUUAUGAUAUUAUCUUAGUGCAGCCAUGUUAAAAACAGAAGAAAGCUGAUUUUUUGUUUUUUUGUUUUUUUGUUUUCGCCAUCUUCUCUUAGCUGAGUAUAUAAUCCUUCUUGAGUUCAGUUGGGAGAGCAAGAACGAAAAAAGAAAAUUGAUGUGCUGAUAAUAAUUUCUUUUCAUUUUUUGUUUGUCCUUGAUAUGGUAUAUUAGAGUUUGUAUGCUCUCAGGUGUAUUAGUUGUUUGGAAUGGAGGCAAAAGGGUGGAUUUUGUUAGAUAGAUUAAUGGUUGAAGUGACACAAUCACAGUAUAGAUUGCAUGGGCCCUAACAAAACCAAAUCAGUUGGAUGAAUAUGAUUGUUUUGGUGCCCCGUCUUUUGAGCCUUA
This is a messenger RNA of Vitis riparia (riverbank grape), 3398 nucleotides long. Its product is annotated as DNA repair protein RAD4. Gene Ontology annotation, cellular component: nucleotide-excision repair factor 2 complex; XPC complex; cytoplasm. Gene Ontology annotation, molecular function: single-stranded DNA binding; damaged DNA binding. The record is from RefSeq and is a predicted model, not a curated record. NCBI's taxonomy places the organism in Eukaryota, Viridiplantae, Streptophyta, Magnoliopsida, Vitales, Vitaceae. Gene Ontology annotation, biological process: nucleotide-excision repair; mismatch repair.